AUGGAUGAGCGCAGGCACAUAAGUAGACUAAAGGCCAUAAAUCUAACAAAACUACAGGAGUCAUAUAAAAAGUACACUAAAGUCGUCCCAAAAGAGACCAGAGUAAAAAAAUUAUCAGACAGUUGGCACCCUAAUACUCCCGAUUACAGAAUAAAUUUAAGUAAUUCACUUUGGAACAAGAAGUUGAGUAACUGGCGUAAGAACGUGCAUAAAUGGAGUUAUAUUAACGAAUCUGAAGUUGAACCGUUAUCCAACAAGUUAAAACAGGGUAAAAUAGAAGAAUUUGUGUCAAUUUGUGAAGGAAACAAGCCUGAUUCAGCCAAGUUUGACGUGUGCGACCAUUUACUAAACAGCCAUAAUUCCGAGUUAUUCUAUCCAGUAAUAUAUAAGCCCUCUUGGUUUAACGGCGAAAUAAGUGAAAACAAUUUUCAAACGCUAGGCGAAGCAGACUUUAUAAGUAAGUCUGAAUUGAUGCUUUCCAACUUGGACAAGGACUUUACAAACAAAUUCAUGUCACUAUACACAUCAAACUAUAAAGCUUCUUAG
This is a messenger RNA of Theileria orientalis strain Shintoku, 546 nucleotides long. RefSeq lists its product as hypothetical. Gene Ontology annotation, biological process: mRNA 3'-end processing by stem-loop binding and cleavage; mRNA transport. Gene Ontology annotation, cellular component: cytoplasm; histone pre-mRNA 3'end processing complex. Bases 1 to 546 code for a protein of 181 amino acids. Gene Ontology annotation, molecular function: histone pre-mRNA stem-loop binding; mRNA binding. NCBI's taxonomy places the organism in Eukaryota, Apicomplexa, Aconoidasida, Piroplasmida, Theileriidae. The transcript has a single exon. The record is from RefSeq and is a predicted model, not a curated record.